This is a messenger RNA of Mycena citricolor, 689 nucleotides long. The record is from the annotation of a GenBank genome assembly. Lineage: Eukaryota; Fungi; Basidiomycota; Agaricomycetes; Agaricales; Mycenaceae.
CCUCCCUCCCCUAACACAUCUCUGCUCACUCUUUUCCACGCGCGCUCCCUCAGUCUUUUUUGAUAAUCAAUACUCGUGCCAUGCCCCCCUUCGUCCACGUCUUCCAAGACUUUCCCUUCGACAGCUCAAACGUCCUGCAGUCAGUAAUCCGGCAUAUUACAGACCAUUCACGGCGCUACGGCAUCCAAACGUACUAUUCUGAGGAGUACGGCUUGCCCAUGGAGACGACAAUAGAGAACCGUGUCGGCACGAUCUGCGGCGUUAUCGACUGGGAGAAGAAGUCGUUCCGCAUUGGGUCUAAGAUCGAGUGGAUGGAUACGAUGAGGAGGAAGGCGGGCAUUUUCUCUUCCGCGUACUUCUGGCGGUGGCUCGAAGGAGAAGAGUUCCGCGUGCAGUAUCACAACUCGGGUGACUACUGGACGACAACCAACGCCAAGGGAGAAAUUAUCGCCGAGCUCAAGCUGUCUACCCUGUCACCCCUAUAUGGCGAUGGGGAAGCGAAAACUCUCCCCGUACUUCGGAUCAGCCAGAUGAUUCGGAACGAAGAUGAACGGCUGUUCUUGUUGUUAAUCUUGUUGUACUCGGAGGCGCGACGAAGAGUUCAAGGGUGCAUCACCAUCUAAUAUUUUGUGUUUAAUAUUUAUUUCUAUAUGCAACUAUGUAACUAAUGGAUUCUGGAUCGAGUACGA